Molecule: messenger RNA, 551 nt
Organism: Exaiptasia diaphana
Lineage: Eukaryota; Metazoa; Cnidaria; Anthozoa; Actiniaria; Aiptasiidae
Exons: 3
Coding region: 27-431 (134 amino acids)
Biological process (GO): protein phosphorylation
Molecular function (GO): protein kinase activity; ATP binding
Source: RefSeq, a predicted model, not a curated record
UGGCAAGUGUACGUUACCGUCAACAAAUGGAUCCCCAAAGUUGCCAGCUCCUUUGUAAGAACUCUGAGACUGGCAAGGCAUUCUUCAAAGGAAAUUUCAGAGGAGAGAUUUCAAUAACAAAAAUACUUGUUUUAUCAGAUGAUGACCAGAGAGGAAUUGAAAAUGGACCUAGCAAAUCUUACAAGGAUCUAAUUAAAGAAGCCUAUUUCUUGAGAAGACUGAACGUGAGUCCUCACCCCAAYAUUCUYAGRGUGUUUGCAUUCGACACAUGUACCAAGCCGUACCAUAUCAUCACCGAAUAUGCUGACAAAGGAACACUUCUGCAGUACCUACAAGAUGCAAGGUACAUCAUCAGAUAUUUUCAAAAUAUAGAGUCCUUGCAGUUCAUGGGAAUCAGCAGAUCUAACUGGAAGACAAAGCAAUGGUUCUAGCUUCCAAGAAAAUCUUAUGUUUUUUUCCUCCAGAUGAGGCUGCUUGACGUCACAUGCAAGAGAUCUAUAUAUCUGUUUGAAAAACGUUUUAAUGACAUUUUUUCUAGAAAUGCGUGAUUU